Messenger RNA from Corapipo altera (White-ruffed manakin), 1991 nucleotides. It is a transcript of the gene NAB2, whose product is annotated as NGFI-A binding protein 2. Gene Ontology annotation, molecular function: transcription factor binding; transcription coregulator activity. Bases 359 to 1774 code for a protein of 471 amino acids. Lineage: Eukaryota; Metazoa; Chordata; Aves; Passeriformes; Pipridae. The record is from RefSeq and is a predicted model, not a curated record. Gene Ontology annotation, biological process: negative regulation of DNA-templated transcription. The transcript is spliced from 6 exons. Gene Ontology annotation, cellular component: nucleus.
GGCCGGGAGAGAGCGGGGUGGGCACAGCUCAGGGUAAGGGGUGGGCUGAGGGGGACCCCACUCACGGCUGUGCUGUGGCGGGGGGCUGUGGCUCUGGGGAUUGUCCCAGCCCGGAGCACACGGGUGGGACUGGGCGCCCUGUGGGGUUUAGGGACACUGGAACACCUCGUGUCACCCUGUGCCCCCAGGGUGCUCCCCCCACCCCGUACCCUUGGGGUGCUCCCCCCACCCUGUACCCCCAGAGUGCUCCCACUCUGCCCUGCAUCCCCAGGCCAAAGGGUGGGGAGGGGGUUUCUCCCGCGUGUCCAUCCAUCCCCGUGGUGAGUCCGUCUGUCUGUCCGUGCACCUCAGGCUCGCCAUGGCCCUGCCCCGCACGCUGGGGGAGCUGCAGCUGUACCGGGUGCUGCAACGUGCCAACCUGCUGGGCUACUACGAGACCUUCAUCCAGCAAGGGGGGGACGACGUGCAGCAGCUCUGCGAGGCGGGCGAGGAGGAGUUCCUGGAGAUCAUGGCGCUGGUGGGCAUGGCCACCAAGCCCCUCCACGUCCGCCGCCUCCAGAAGGCCCUGCGCGAGUGGGCCUCCAACCCGGGGCUCUUCAGCCAGCCCGUCUCAGCUGUGCCCGUCAGCAGCAUCCCGCUCUUCAAGCUCUCCGAGGCCGGCGGGCGCAAGGCCCUCAGCAAUGGCCACGCCAGCCCCGGCGAGGCCGCGGGCAAGGGCGGCGGCAGCGCCGGGACGCCCCCGGCCCGCAGCCCCACGGAGCCGGGGGAGAAGCUGUCGCCGUCCGCGGCCCCGCAGUGGCCGGGGAGGAGCACCCCCGAGUCGGAGGGCGGCGGGGAUGAGGAGCCGGGGGGUCCCCCCUUCUCCCCGGGCGGGAGCGGCGGGGAGCAGGCGGCGGGCGCAGAGCUGGAGCCGGAGCUGGUGCGGACGGUGGCGGAGAGCGUGGAGCGGCUGCUGCAGAGCUGCCCCCGGGGCGGCGGCGGCGACGCCGAGCUGCGGACGCUGAUGAAGGUCAACAAGAAGCUGGCCAAGGCCGUGGGGCACAUCUUCCAGCUGGAGGACGGCGACCGGCAAAAGGAGGAGGAGAUCCGCCGGCACAGCGCGAUCUAUGGCCGCGGCGAGGCCCGGCGCCGCGAGGGCAAGCAGCUCACCCUGCACGAGCUCAUCAUCAACGAGGCGGCCGCCCAGUUCUGCCUGCGGGACAACUCGCUGCUGCUGAAGCGCGUCGAGCUCUUCUCGCUCUCGCGGCAGGUCGCGCGGGAGAGCACCUACCUGUCCUCGCUCAAGGUCGCCAGGGCCCUCCCCGAGGAGAGCGGAGCCGUCACAGCCAAGCGGCUCAAGCAGGAGGCGGGAGAGCAGAGCCGGCCCGAGCUGCUGGCGCUGCCCGUGGGGCUGGAGCCCCCCGGGGUCGUGUACCGAGCCAGCCUGGAGGAGGACACGGGCAGCCUCUCCGGGGAGAGCCUCGAUGGCCACUUGCAGGCUACAGGGGCCUGUCCCCGGCUGACCCCCCCGCCCGGCACGGCCCCCGACGUGCCCCUCGGCCUGGCCCCCCACGGGCUCUGGAGCCGCCACAUCCUGCAGCAGACGCUGAUGGACGAGGGGCUGCGCCUGGCCCGGCUGGUCUCGCACGAGCGCGUGGGGCGGCUCAGCCCCUGCCUGCCGGGGAAGCCCCCGGGACCAGAGUUCGAGGACGGGCUGGCGGAACGGGGUCCUCCGGCCCCCCCCGAGCCCCCCCGGGGCACCAUCAAGGUGGAGCAGGAGACCAGCCGGCAGUGAGGCCCCCGUAGCCCCCCCGCCACCAUUAACGAAGCAAUAACGUGCUGGGGGACGGGUGCUGGCGGUGCUCCGGGUGCGGGGAGCCUGGGGUAGGGGGGGCUCAGCCGCAGCCCCCCCGGGCCCCCUCCCCUCCCACACCCACGCUCUGGUUACCUCAGCCGCGGCGGGAUGCGCCUCCCCGCAGCAGCAAUACCCUCAUCCCGCCCGGCUCCGGGCC